Molecule: messenger RNA, 2811 nt
Organism: Strongylocentrotus purpuratus (purple sea urchin)
Lineage: Eukaryota; Metazoa; Echinodermata; Echinoidea; Camarodonta; Strongylocentrotidae
Exons: 7
Coding region: 200-2365 (721 amino acids)
Source: RefSeq, a predicted model, not a curated record
UGCCAAAUAUGCCUAGGCCACUUCCAACGAUCGACAAGUACGAGUUAAGUGGUCGAAUGCUCUUUGGCCGGUACGCCAUACGGUGCACAUAAAUCUGUAACCACUUUACUUCCACGUAUAUUUACGGCAUGAUGUGUAUCUGACGUGACGAAAAGGAACAACCAAUUCCCGGCGAAACUUAGAAGUUGUAUCUGGAAACAUGGCUUACAUCGCAAUGUCAUGUGCUUUCCUGUUCUCUCUGGUUCUCAUUUCAUCUACGAACUCAGCUCCAGUCAGUCAGGAGCAAUUUUUCGACAAUUAUGAACGCACAGAAAAAUAUCUUCAAUCCUGCAUCCCAACGUUGAAUGUCCUUUUCGAUACGAGUACCGACCCCGCUACUUCGGCGGGGCAGCCCAGCAUCUUUCGAGAAGCGUGUCCUCCGGAGUCGUCUCAGAACCCAAAUAGGCCUAGGCCUAGAUCCAAUUUGUGCAUGUUGUUCGCAUUCAGAAUUCAUGAUAUGUGUCAGGUGUCGAAAGCAAUGCAAAACAAUGUUAACGAAUUCAACACGGAAAUGAUGAAGUCUUUUCUCCAACAUUCACAAACUGUCAUGGAUGAACAGAAAUUCUGUGCAGAAAUGACUGCACCUCCACCACAGGGACAGUCAAUCACACUCAGUCGGUCGGAGACCUACUAUAUAAGACAGGCGGCCGGAGUGCAAGUAGCAUUGCCAUUGGAUCCUUCUACUUGUUCACAUCUGUGGAAGUCAAUGGACUGUGACCAGCGUGAGCUUAACUCGAUCUGCCAGGCCUACGCUUUCCUUGCUACGAUAGAAGGUCCUAUUUUAGAAAGCCAGAAAGCGACACUGGACACUCCUGGAGAACCCAAUGAACCACAAGCGCCAGGUACACAAGCAGAGGAUAAUGCAUCAGAUCAAUCCAAGACCGCAAGCAGCCCAGGCGAGCAGGAAAAAGGUGUGCAAGAAACCCCAGAUGCUGAAUUGCAGCCUCCAUCCGGUGAAGAUGUCCAACUUAAGAAUCCAGUUGGGGUCCCUGUCAAUGAAAUUCCUGUCGGGAACCUAGGGAAUCAAGCUGAGGUCCCUGUCAAUGAAAUUCCUGUCGGGAACCUAGGGAAUCAAGCUGAGGUCCCUGUCAAUGAAAUUCCUGUCGGGAACCCAGGGAAUCAAGCUGAGGUCCCUGUCAAUGAAAUUCCUGUCGGGAACCUAGGGAAUCAAGCUGAGGUCCCUGUCAAUAAAAUUCCUGUCGGGAACUCCGGGAAUGAAACUGAGGACCCUAUCAAUGAAAUUCCUGUCGGGAACCCAGGGAAUCAAGCUGAGGUCCCUGUCAAUGAAAUUCCUGUCGGGAACCUAGGGAAUCAAGCUGAGGUCCCUGUCAAUGAAAUUCCUGUCGGGAACCUAGGGAAUCAAGCUGAGGUCCCUGUCAACGAAAUUCCUGUCGGGAACUCAGGGAAUCAAGCUGAGGUCCCUGUCAAUGAAAUUCCUGUCGGGAACCUAGGGAAUCAAGCUGAGGUCCCUGUCAAUGAAAUUCCUGUCGGGAACCCAGGGAAUCAAGCUGAGGUCCCUGUCAAUGAAAUUCCUGUCGGGAACCUAGGGAAUCAAGCUGAGGUCCCUGUCAAUGAAAUUCCUGUCGGGAACUCAGGGAAUCAAGCUGAGGUCCCUAUCAAUGAAAUUCCUGUCGGGAACCCAGGGAAUCAAGCUGAGGUCCCUGUCAAUGAAAUUCCUGUCGGGAACCUAGGGAAUCAAGCUGAGGUCCCUGUCAAUGAAAUUCCUGUCGGGAACUCAGGGAAUCAAGCUGAGGUCCCUAUCAAUGAAACUCCUGCUGGGAACCCAGGGAAUCCAGCUGAGGACCCUAUCAAUCCCGAUGUGCCCAAUGAUUGGAACCGAGUAGAAGAUGGUUCAGAGGAAAGUAGUCAUAUCGAAGAUAACGGACCAGGACUGGGGCCUCCCGGGGACUUUGGUAGUAAUGACGACUCUUCGGAAGGAGGCUACGACAACAAGAAUUCGGAAGACGACGACGGAUGGGAAGCAAACCAAUUUGAGAACCAGGAUGAAAACCACAACAUCGAGCCGAUUCCUGGAAACGAGGAGAAUCCAGGCUUUCAAGUGCAGCAUCCUGUAGAGCAGAAUGUCAAGUAUGACGAUGGCUACGAUGAUGACGACGCCAAAACUCAUUUCAUGGCGUACUCUCUGACGGCAAUCAUUCUCAUCCUAGCCACCUACAUCAUGUAUCACAACAAACAAAAGAUCAUCGCCGUUGUAGUCGAGGGUCGGAACGGCAGGGGAAGAAGAAGACGAGGUGGUUCAGGGUACCAGAAGCUGGAUCAGAACAUCAGUGAAGCCAUGCCUUCCAUGCACAGCCAAAAUGCAUAAUCUUCAACCCUGAAAGGCAUCAUCCAAGAACUGUCCAUCUUCCAUGUCAUCUCUGCUGCAGCCUGCAGGAAAGCAGGUGCAUCGGUAGAAGACAACCAAACGCAUCUUGAGCUCCUUAUCAUCAACCUUCAAAGGCAUCAUCCAAGAACUGUCCAUCUUCCAUGUCAUCUCUGCUGCAGUCUGCAGAAAAGCAGGUGCAUCAGUAAAAGACAACCACAAGCAUCAUCAACCCUCAAAGGCUUCAUCCAAGAACUGUCCAUCUUCCAUGUCAUCUCCUCCGCAGCCUGCAGGAAAGCAGGUGCAUCGGUAGAAGACAACCAGACACAUCGAGAGCUCCUUAUCAUCAACUCUCAAAGGCAUCAUCCAAGAACUGUCCAUCUUCCGUGUCAUCACCUCUGCAGUCUGCAGGAAAACAGGUGCACCAGUAGAAGACAACUAGACGCAUC